Molecule: messenger RNA, 1116 nt
Organism: Punctularia strigosozonata HHB-11173 SS5
Lineage: Eukaryota; Fungi; Basidiomycota; Agaricomycetes; Corticiales; Punctulariaceae
Exons: 11
Coding region: 1-1116 (371 amino acids)
Source: RefSeq, a predicted model, not a curated record
AUGGCCGACCCCCUCGCAGAGGCAAUCGCGCUGAAGAAAGCGGCGAGCAUACCACUCUACGUUAGCGUCGUCUCCUUGACGUGGGUCUUACACGAUUACAUCCUCACAGUACGCGAUGAAGCUCGAUACAUCUGGCCCGGGAAGUGGAACCUUGGCAAAUUCCUAUUCUUCUGGGUCCGCUACUACACGAUCGCGCUGGCACUGUUCGAUGUCGCGCAGAUACACUCCUUCGCGACGUUCCAGCCAAGCCUUACAACUUGCGUCGUUAUGGACGCCAUGAUCCGCGUGGUCGGUGCGCUCAGCUUAUGGGCAAUCGAAAUAGUGAUGCAACUUCGUAUCUAUGCCAUAUUUCGCUGCUCAAAGCCGGUGGCCAUUGUAAACAUCGUCCUAUUUCUGGCAUCCGUAGGCGGCUUCAUGUGGAUUCUUGUUCACAACGCCCUCGGACGGGCCGCAGUCAUCAAAACUGCUAAGGCACUGCCGAUACCGGGAUGUCCUGUGGUGCACACUGGGAUAGAGUGGGCGCAAUGGGUGCCAGCGACCGCGUACGAGGGUGUCCUGUUCUUGUUUGCGCUGUUUAAAACAGCCAGUCGCUAUGUCAAGGAUCUUCGCUCUCAGGGCGCCAGGCGGACACAUACGAAGAAGACGCUGUACAACCUGAUGUUGCAGGAUAACCUCCUAUACUUCUUCGGUAUUGCCUGCAUACUCGUUUUCAAUAACCUGAUGGUGGUCAACGUAACUCACAUACCGUGGUUUAGCUACGGGCCUUUCCACGCUGUGACCGGGAUCAUGACAUGCCGAAUGCUCAUCCACCUUCGCAAAGCGCUUGCGGAGGGGCCUAUGGUUUCUGGCGUGUCUGUGGUAUCCGCUAGCCGCGGCAUAGCGUUCGCACCGGGUACUUCUCGGGCUACUAGCACGGGUCAAUAUGGAUCCGAGACGGAAGAAGAAGUUCAACUCGGUUUAUACUCCACUUCGCAGACGCUUCUGUUCGCCAAGGGAAAGACGAGCACCUUUGGAUCUUCCGACGCAAGCACCGAGUCGUCGCCAUGCGUAGCAUACAGCCCACCCAAGCCAUUUUCAAACCUUGAUUCGAUCAUAACUCGAUAUCGCGUGUGCUGA